Molecule: messenger RNA, 1905 nt
Organism: Vollenhovia emeryi
Lineage: Eukaryota; Metazoa; Arthropoda; Insecta; Hymenoptera; Formicidae
Exons: 3
Coding region: 1-1905 (634 amino acids)
Source: RefSeq, a predicted model, not a curated record
AUGUCCAUGAAAGUCACGUCGUUAAAUGAUAUUCAAAAAUUUCAUUAUUUGAAAUCUUCCUUAAAAGGUGAGGCAGCUGAAACUAUAGCUUCAUUAGAGAUCUCGGAAGUUCAUUAUAAGGAUGCUUGGCUCAGGCUAAAAGAAAGGUACGACAACGAGCGUCUCGCUGUUCAAAAUCAUAUCAGAGCCAUAUUUGAAUUACCUGUGUUGAAAAAGGAAAAUAGCGUAAUGUUAAGAAGCAUAUUAGAUGGCACAUUGAAACACACUAGAGCAUUAACUGCGUUAAAAUGUCCCACCGAGUCUUGGGACGAUUUGCUGGUAUACAUAAUUACUAGUAAAUUGGAUUAUAUAACCAUAAAGGAAUGGGAAACUAGUUUGGAGGUUCAAGUAUUGCCUAAAUUCGCAGAACUAACUGACUUUCUUUCGCGAAGGUGCCAGAUGUUGGAAGCCGUAGCCAGGAGAAGCUUAUCCAUGACACCGAAUGUUAAUUCGCGUCAGACGAACCCGGGAAAGGUGUCAAUGUCUCAUGCCGCUGUGACGAAUGUUAAGUGUUUGCAUUGCAAGGGCGAUCAUCAGGUUUACCAGUGCAAUAGCUUUAAGGAGCUUUCCAUAGCGGAGCGUUUGAGCAGGGUAAGGGACUUAAAGUUAUGUUUGAAUUGUUUUAAGGGAAAACAUUUUGCAAAGGAUUGUUCGGCUAGCGGUUGCAAAAAAUGUACUAGAAAGCAUAACACUUUGUUGCACGAAGAUCGCGAUUCAUCAAAGGAGGUUAAAGAGGACUCGGCAAAACAAAAUGUAGUUCAAGAGAGCACUUCGAGCAAAGCGGUUAACACCAUAUGUACGCAUUUACAAUCAAAAGAGAUUGCUGACUCCUAUCAGGUGCUGUUGUCCACGGCUGUAAUUAGAGUAAAGAACCACCAAAAUCAAUAUAUAGAAGGCAGGGUACUAUUAGACAAUGGAUCCCAAUCUAAUUUCGUAACCGAAGAUUUUGUUAAAAGGCUAAAUUUGAAAACGAUUGACAAUAAAGUUGAGAUAAAAGGAAUAAAUCAACAUAUUUCUCAUGCCGUGAAAUCUUUAAAUUUGGAGAUAACUUCUCGUUUUGGUACGCACGGUUUAGAUUUACCAUGCAUAGUGCUUCCUAAGAUUACUCAAAACUUACCGACCGUUGUAGUAGACGCAACCCCUUUAAAAAUACCAAAGAAUAUUCGAUUGGCCGACCCGCAGUUUGAUAAACCGGGCAAGAUCGAGUUGCUUAUAGGCGCGGAGAGGUUUUGGGAGUUAAUCUGCGUGGGGCAAAUAAGGUUGGGAAAGCGAAUGCCGAUAUUGCAAAAAUCGCUAUUAGGUUGGCUUGUAUCGGGGCCGACAAAGGGAGAAAAGGCGAAGAAAAUAGCACAGACUAGUUGUAAUUUAAGUAUAAUGGAGGAGUUAAAUGAAACAAUGCGUAAAUUUUGGGAAGUAGAGGGAUAUCAGGAAAUGAAAAGGUUAGAACCCGAAGAAGAAUAUUGUGAAGAGCACUUCAAAGCAACCCAUGCACGUCAUACAAAUGGUAGAUUUAUAGUAAAAUUACCGGUCAAAGAAGAAAUAUUAAGGUCUUUGGAUGGCUCUAGAGAGGUAGCGUUAAAAAGAUUUAUAGCUUUAGAGCGAAAGUUUAUUAACAAACCGGAACUAAAGAAAGAAUAUGUAAAAUUUAUACAGGAUUAUUUACAGCUGGGACAUAUGCGAAAGGUAGUUUGUCCCGAUAAAGAUAAACUGAGAGUCUUUUUACCACAUCACGCAGUAAUAAAGGAGAGUAGUGCUACCACCAAAACAAGGGUAGUGUUCGAUGCAUCCAGUCAGUAUUCAAAGGGUAAAGCUCCCAAGAAGGAGGGUACCGUAAACUUUGCUCUGUGCUCGAGGUGCUCCUCUUGA